AUGUUACACUGUGAUGAAGUGGCUUCAACCUCUGAAAGUCUGGGAUCUGAUUUAGAAGCUCCAAAUAUAAAUACGUCAGCGUCUAAAAGUGUUCUAUAUGACAAACCACUCAAAAAAUACAUUAAAAGGAUAGAUAUUCCGCAUUUGCUUUUCUUAUUUCAGGCUCAUUCCAGAUCUGGUUUAUGCACCUCAAACUUAAUUUACAUAUUCCUUAAAGCUCUAUCACAACGUUUAUCUGAGGAAAAAAGGAUUAUUCAUAGCCUGUAUGUCGUUAGUGAAGCAAAUGUGAAUCAUGCUGAAAGUGGAAAAGCUAGAAAAUCAACUUUUAUGAACAAAUGGCUAUUAUAUAACUUUAUUUUUCAGGGAAAAGACGCUCUCAUUGAACGUAGAAACCAAGUUUUUAACAAAAGUGCCUAUGGUACCCCUCCCUGCGAAGGUUUUAACAAAUUUGUUCGUCUAAGAAACAAUCAAAGUAUAUUCGUUAAAACUGAAGAAAAUAAAAACAGUAUCCACGAUAAAGAAACGAAUUGUAAUGCUGUCGAUGUUCCAAUAACCAUUGAUAAACACGAACAAUUUCAUGCAUUAUUGUCUUCUGAGUUUUACUAUUUUAAUCCAAAAUCUAGAUGUAUGGGGAUUAAUGCAAUAGGAAGGGAAAAUAUAUUAUCAGAAGAUGUAGUUUGUAUGUUAGUUUAUGGAAUAAUAAACACAAGUAACUGGGAACAUGGAUAUCCAUUUACUAGUUGGAUAAGCCUCUAUUUUAUUAAUAACUUCCACUAUUAUCAUCCAUUGCUUGUGAAACUCUUUAUUUUGAAUGUUUUUCCACUACAGAAGACUUCUUCAGAAGAGGUGAUUGAUAUUUCCAGAUUUCUUUGCACUCUCAAAGAGGAUUUAUUUAAAUAUAGUGAAACCGAUGCAUACCACUCUGACAUUUGGCAAUAUAAUUAUUAUGCUAUAAAAGAAAGGGAAAAUGGACAGUGCUAUGGCCUAACUUCUGCUGGUAUUAAUUUUGUUUGGUGGCAUUUAUUAGAUUUGCUUGUGGUAAUUAGAAGACUUUCAUCUUAUUACAAGUAUUCUGACGCUCCACAGAUUAUAGAAAUAUUAGUCCAGAAAUUGUCAACUUUGAUUAAACAGUUACCUUUCGAUAAAGAAACGUUUUAUAUUUUAUCGGAGUUUUGCCACCGUGACAAUACUGGCGAACUAGUACCACUCUUAGAAUCGUUAGAAACAUUUGUUUCAAGGAAUCUGCAUAAUCUAUCUCCUAUGGAGAUUUGCAGUCUAUUACAAAAUUCAAAUAAGAAUAAUUUUCAUAGCCAGAAACUUGUAGAUUCUCUUUGUAAUCAAUUGAUAACGUAUGACCUACAAAAGCUUAUCCCUGCGGAUUUCUCGCAAAUAAUUGCAACCCUUGGUAAAAUGCAGAUUAAGAUUGAUGAUACAACAUGUAUAGAUAGAAUAUCUACUUUUGUGAUGGAAAACAGGAGUGUAUUGAAAAUUAUGAACUGUGCCCAAUGCCAUGCAUUUAUUCUUGGAAUGUAUAGAUUACGCUACAAAAACGCUGAAUUAUUCUCAGAAUUGUUUCAGAGGUACAUAAAGUGGGCACAAAAUGGCACAAAUAAAAAUCUAAACAUAUUUAUUCCCUCAUUAGGAAUUCUUUCCAAGAUGUAUCACUUUGAUGAUAUUUGUGAUAUAAUAAAAAUCUACAAGUUUUUGUCAAAUGGAUUCCAUUUGAUAACAGGUGGAACAAUACAACAAUUAAUGGUAUUACUGGCCCGUAUUAUUUCAUCGGUUCCUCAUCAGCCAAAAAACAUCCAAAUGAUUGACUCGCUUAUUUUACAGACUGAUGAAAUAUUUAAGAAUUGUCUAAGGAACAUAUACAGCAGAUUAUAUCAAUUUAGUCCAACUCAAAUGAUAUCAAUGUUGCAUGCGAUGUAUAUAACAAGAAAUAGAACAACUAGAAUUCUAACACCAUUAAUCAUGUAUAUCACUGGGUCUAACUUGAUUCAACCAUUAAAGGAAGGGUCAAGUUCGCCAUAUGAAGACGAUAAAGUAAUUGAAACGAAUAUCCACUCUUAUGUCUCAUUACCACCAUGUCCAUUUGAUACUUUGGAAUGUAAGGCUAGGUUAGAAAAAUUGGAGCCAAUGCACCUUGUAAACAUUUGCAUAUCUAUUUAUGGUUUGGAGUUUUGGACCCCUUUCUCUCUGCACUUGUUACUUCAUAUUAGGGAAAUAAUUGAACCACAACUACAUGAUAUGAAGUCUACUCAGAUUGUUGACCUAGCCAUGAGCUUCGUAGAUUUUUAUUUUACCGACUAUCAGCUAUCUGCCUAUAAGUCUGUGGAAAAUGUUUAUAAACUUGAUAAUAAUAGGAGGAGAGCACAGUUUGCAAAUUCUCUGCUAAAUAAUAUCCAAUACAUUGUGGAAUAUAACAAAAAAUGCUUUGAAAGAAUAAAAUCCAUGUGGUUUUCGGAGAGUGUCACAGUAACUGAUUCUUAUUCUUCAUUUGAUACACUCAAUAAAUUUCAAAUGAUAUUAAAAAGGUCCCAGUGGAAGGAGGAACUAUUCUUAGCGUGCAUGGAAGGAUUACAGAGGCACAGACCAUUUAUAUAUUCAUCUGUAAAACUAUUGAGAAAAACAAAAAUAUUGUAUGAUCUUCUAAGAUUUGAUAUUUAUCUCCCUGAAUAUCCAUACAAAGUGCCUGAACCUCUAAAUGAAAAGGAAAUUCCAAGAAAUAUUCCAUUUUUAGUAUUGGAACAUGCACUGGAAAGGCAUGGAAGUAUAUCGGCCGCUCUCCCACAAAUUAUUUUAGAAUCACAGGCUCAAUUAUAUAGUAUUUCUCGAACGGAAUCUUAUAGCAAUUUCUUUAAUGAUUCAGCGUCACAUAGUGAGAAAAAUCAAAAUAGUGAUCAUCCUAAUUCUUGUGAUGAUGAAGAAGAAGUCCAACAUAUUGGGGGAGAUGCUGGACCAGAAAACGUGCGAAACAAUCUUAUUAUUCCAAAUAAUAAACCUGCUGUCAUAACUGAUACCCUCAACCCCUCUACCAUAGAACAACUUGAAACAUCAUACACUAGCCAUAGAGGCUCUGGAAUAAUAUUGGAAAUAAAUGCAGUAAACAACUUGUGGAUGUAUAUCGACCCCGUUAUAUCAGGGUUUCGCAUUAGUAUCCUAAUACUAGAAGAUGGAAUACACCACAUACCACAUCUGAACCAGAGUGAAAUUUUAAAUAAAAUUAACACGGAAUUAUAA
Theileria equi strain WA is the source of this 3240-nucleotide messenger RNA. RefSeq lists its product as hypothetical. Bases 1 to 3240 code for a protein of 1079 amino acids. The record is from RefSeq and is a predicted model, not a curated record. NCBI's taxonomy places the organism in Eukaryota, Apicomplexa, Aconoidasida, Piroplasmida, Theileriidae. The transcript is spliced from 2 exons.